Messenger RNA from Symbiodinium natans, 1923 nucleotides. NCBI's taxonomy places the organism in Eukaryota, Dinophyceae, Suessiales, Symbiodiniaceae. The record is from the annotation of a GenBank genome assembly.
AUGGCCACCCUCUGGAGCCGAUUCCGGAAGUUCUGCGGCACCGCCUUCCUGGGCCCGAAGGACCUCCUGGCCAAGCUUCAGGGGCUACGGCUAGAGUCCGAGGAUGAGGAGAAGAGGUCCAACCAGCGAAAGCAGGACUUCGGCCUCUCCACCUCGUCCAGCAUGCCACUGGCUGCGCGCAUGGGAGGCCAGCACGGUCCGUUGGUCGUUGACCAAAGGCAAUGGGAAGGAAGCUUGCCCCGGUGUGGCUGGGUUGGAGGCCACGAGAGGUUGCUUUUCGAAGCUCUGGACCUACACGACGAGGGCCUGCUGGGCCAGAGGAACUUCUUCUGGCUGGACCAGGAGGUCCGACGCUAUGCCUUGAAGUGUGAGGCAAAGCAGAAGGCGUCUGAGGAUCACCGUGUGCGUGUGGCGGCGAGGAAGAAUCGUCAACGAGCACUGUCGGACUUCAAGGCAUACGUGAAGCGACACUUCGGUGACAGCUACCACGCCUGGCGUCGGGCUCUAGACGUCGACGGCACCAUGAACCUGCAGCGAGCCGAGCUCUUCAAGGUCUGUCGCCACCUCGGAUGGAAGGGCGACGUGCGGUUGCUCUGGCAGGCCUUGGAUUCGGAUGGCGCAGGCACCUGCUCCCUCCAAGAGCUCGACGCCCGCUGCGCCCGCCAGCUGGCGCGUUUCCGGCGUUGGGCCGAGGUGAAGUUUGGCAUCCGCCCUGCGCAUGCGCUGUGGAAGGCGGUGGACCGACGGAACAAGUACCGCCUAUCACCUGAGACGUUCCAGAAAGAGUGCCUGAGACUUGGGGUGGAGUUCCAAGAGCAGGAGCUAAGCGAGCUCACACGCUGGUUGGAUUGGCAGGAGAAGAAGGCCCUCACGCUGGACGACCUCCUCUUCAUGGACAUUUGGAAGCCGCCGGCCUAUCUGGUGGCCGAACCGAACCCAGAGGCAGCAACGCAGAUACGGACGCUGUUAAAGGAGAAGUAUGGCCAUCUGCUGCGUGCCUGGCGGCAGGCGAUGGACAAAGACAACUCCAACACCUGCAACUGGUACGAGUUUCUGGCCGCGUCCCGCUCGCUAAAAUUCGCGGGCGACGUGGCCGGCGCAUGGCUGCACUUCGACAAGGAUCUCAGUGGAUCCAUCUCCUUGGCGGAGAUCGAUCCCCAGUCCAACGACAUGCUUGUGGAGUUCAAGAAGUGGGCCGACGGCGAGUUCGGCGGGGUUCGUGCAGCUUUUCGUGUUUUGGACAAGGACAAGUCCGGGCAGCUUUCGAUCUCCGAGUUCCGCGUCUCUGUUCUGAGCUUCGGUUUCACUGGAGACGAGGUGACGCUGUUCAGGUGUUUGGACAGCGGGCAGGGCAGACUCCAUCCACAUGAGGUGCACUUCCUUGACGAUUGGGACACCGCCAGCCAGGAUGCUUCGGAGCCAAGUGUCGACUCGCUGCCUGCACGGCCUCGCAGCCAAGGAGGCUGGUCCCGGGCGACCGUUCGCCGGCCAGAGACCUCGAUGCAGGAAUCCAUCGUGGAGUUCUACACAGACGGGCCAGGACCUGGCAGCUACGAGCUUCCCUCAGCUUUUGCGGCGAAGCCAAAGACGCCAACUGCCAGGCAUUCUGGAACCUGGAGCUUCUGCCGGCGGCCUGAGGCCGCAUGGCUCCAGCAGCUGAAAUCCGUUGGCCCAGAGGCUGGGGCAUCUCCUGCCCAGCCGCGGCGCCGCCCGCCCUCGUGGACCUUUGCACGCGGCCCGCGGAUGGGUGCCGGAAGGGUGGCAUCUCCCGGGCCCGGCAGCUACGAGGCGCAGGCACCUGCUGCGCAGGCCCCGAAGUUCACCAUGGGCAUCAGGCGUAUGGCCAGGAUGCAUCCCAUGGCAUCGCCAAGGUUAACGUAUCCAGGGAGUUCGGUGGAGAAGAAGAUGGUGUACAGCUGCUAA